Molecule: messenger RNA, 1425 nt
Organism: Ogataea haglerorum
Lineage: Eukaryota; Fungi; Ascomycota; Pichiomycetes; Pichiales; Pichiaceae
Exons: 1
Coding region: 1-1425 (474 amino acids)
Source: RefSeq, a predicted model, not a curated record
AUGACCAGAAAGGCCACCACCAAUAUGAUCGACCAUCUGGCCGUGACAGAGUCGUUGGGGUAUAAGGUUUUCCGAAAACAGACUCGAUCCUUAUGGACCGACGAAAAGGACAAGGCUCUCAAAACAGCGGUCAUUGAACAGUUUCUCAAACAGGAAAACCUGGAAAAGUACGAUAAACAGCGCAUAGAGCCCGAUCGCAUAGAUUGGGCGGCCAUAGCCGAGAUUUUCCCAGAAUUCAGUGCGAUGCGCUGUCGCAAGAGAUGGGUGAACGCACUAGACCCUCGACUGCGACGGGGAAAGUGGACUCCAGAGGAGGACCAGCAACUGUUGAAGGCAUAUCAGGAGGUGGGGCCUGUUUGGGCCAAAGUGUCAGAGCGAGUCGAAGGAAGAACAGAGGACCAAUGCUCCAAGCGAUACAUCGAAGUCUUGAACCCAGAGAACACCGACAGAACAAAGCCAUGGAGCCUGGAAGAGGACUUGCAGCUGAUCAAAAGCGUCCAGGUCCAUGGAACCAGAUGGAGAACUGUGGCCACUGCGAUUCAGGGACGUCCGAGUCUGACGUGUAGGAACCGCUGGAGAAAGAUCAUGACCGACGUUGCGCGCAAACAGGCCUCGAGGCCGAUCAUGGUAGCCGUGGGAGCUAUAGAGGCUACAGGGGACGACACUGUUCAAAUAACGAAUAAGGUGCCAAAUCCAGAGCUUCAUCAUCUUCCUCACAAGCUGCCGCAAGUGAGUUUCCAGCGCCAGCCGCUUGCCGGGCCAGCAAACGGGCUAUCCCCCGGCAGAUCGAGCACGGAAUGGCGAUUUGACAUGCUGGAUCCAAAGACCAACGAGCCAAUCAGAGACUUCCACGGGACUAUACAGUCGCAGGAACAAGUGCACCAAAUCAUCGAUCUGGCCAAGUUCAACGGCGUCAACAUCACCAUCCACCAGCACAUUCAUCACCACUACAGUCCCCAGACAUCUGCUUUGGAUCCAACCACGUCUCUGAACAGAUAUUCGCACUUCAACUAUCUUCCGCCGUUGACGGAGGUCCCAAAGCUCACGUCCCACUCGCCAAGGGACAACACCACUGAGUCGAACGGAAGCAGCACGCAAAUGCGGUGUGCAAAGAGCACCCCUCCUCACACCGACGACGAAGACGAGGACGUCGAAGAGGAUCAGGAUUUUUGGGAAUCCAUGAGAUCGCUGACGCAGCCCACGGCGCCGACCGUGUCAAGCAAACCCGUCUCGCGACACCACCCUCUGCAUUACCAGGACAAGUACGUCACUGAAGUGACAGAGUACUCUCACGGGGUGGCGGAGUCACGUGCCGAGGAAGAGGAAGAGGAGCUAGAUGACGACUACGGAUACGGCUGGUCGUACAUGUCUCGAAAGAGCCAGGCCAACAGCGAGAGGUACGUGAUGCCGUUCAAUCCGUCGUGA